Molecule: messenger RNA, 2789 nt
Organism: Lobosporangium transversale
Lineage: Eukaryota; Fungi; Mortierellomycota; Mortierellomycetes; Mortierellales; Mortierellaceae
Exons: 4
Coding region: 91-2745 (884 amino acids)
Biological process (GO): wybutosine biosynthetic process
Molecular function (GO): catalytic activity; FMN binding; 4 iron, 4 sulfur cluster binding
Source: RefSeq, a predicted model, not a curated record
UUUUUUUACUUCAGUUGCUGCACCUUCCUCACUCUCUCUUUCCCCUCCUCUUUCUAUUUUAGCCGGAAAGAAAAGAAGAAUACAUUUAACAUGAGUUCAUCAUCAGCUUUACAGCUUUGGAAGGAGUACCGCAUUCCUUUGGUCUGCAUGGCCUUUGCCAUUGCAACUCUUUCCAUUAUUCUCUCCAACAAAGAAAAGGUCAAUUCAAACACCAACAACACUAAUGAAGACAAGGAGAAUAACAGCGACUCUAAAAGGGAUAAGGAUGCUAGUGAGAAUAAAGAACCACCUAACGAGGUUGAGGGGAUCGUUCAGGAUAUGGAACAUGACCCCACUAUCCCAACUCUCUCUCCCGCUGCCGUUUCUAGAGUAAUGGAUCAUGCCACGGCCGAGCAAAAGCCCUACAGACAUCAGGGGCUCAAGAAGGAAGAGUUCCGAAAACUACCCAAAGUGAUUCGUAAGAAACCCAAGAAUAAAAAGCAAGCUGAUCCGGUCACUACUUCUGCCUCUGCUCCAAUCGUUACCUCUUCGACUGUCGACGGUUGUUGUGGAGGCAAGAACAAACCUGCAGGCGAUACCUCAACCGGAUGCUGCGGUGGGAAAUAUAAGAAUGAAAAUAACCACAACAACACUAUGGUAGAUGAUGAUGGCAAUAUCAUCACUGCUUCUGUUCCUACUAGCACUGUCUCCAAUGGCUGUGGUGGUCAUGCUUGUGCCUGUUCAUCGACAAAUGGAUUUGCUCCGACAGCCCCUGCUAAGAUUGAUCCUUUGCUGCUUCCUAUGCUCACAGAACCCAUGAAAGUAUUUUAUUCGACCAUCACUGGGACAGCAAAGCUCUUUGCUCAAGAACUAGCACAAUCUGUUGCCUCACGAGGCCUUCCGGAGCCCAAGUUGAUCGAUAUUGUGGACUAUGAUACCGAGGAUUUCUUGAGUGAAUCUUCAUUGUGCAUCUUUAUUCUAUCGACUUAUAACGUGGAGGGUCCUAACGACUGGUUUUUGAAGUGGCUUGAGGAUACACGAUUCGAUUGGCGUGUGGAGCGAGAAUCACUCAAGAAGCUCAAGUUCUCCGUCUUUGGUUUGGGUGAUUCAGCUUAUGGUGAUGAGUUCUGUAACGGUCCCCGAUCUGCAGAUAAAUGGCUUGGACAGCUAGGUGCUCAACGUGUCUGGCCUUUUGGUGAAGGAGACAAGAAUGGAGAUCAGGGUGGCGCAUUCAAACAGUGGAAUGACGCUCUUCUGGAAUCACUCUUGGAUCCAAAUCAGAGCCAUGUUCACGAAGCUUAUUUCUCAUCAGACGAGGAGGAUGGCGCAUCAGCCUCAGAACAUGAUGAUGACGGAGAGUUUGAUGAAGAUGGCCAAGCUGUGAAGAAAACCAAGGAGGAAAAGCUGGGGUUACCAACAAUUGAUGGAGGCAGUACUUCAGAAGGUGACAUGGUUGAUGUAGAGGAUAUGGGCAACGUGGCUCGCAAGAUCAGGCAAGCCAAGGAAGAUAAGGCUCUGGAUGAGGAAGCUUAUGCGAAUCAGAAAGUUCGUGCAAAGCGUAUGAUUGGUGAGACCAAGGAUGGUAGAGCAAUCAAGCCCCGAGAGGUGCGUGAGAUGGUCAGCCCUCUGCUGUACAAAUCAUUAACCAAGCAAGGGUACAAAAUUAUUGGGACCCACUCUGGUGUCAAGAUCUGCCGCUGGACUAAGGCUGCACUGAGAGGUCGCGGAUUCUGCUAUAAGCACUCGUUCUAUGGUAUUCAGUCUCAUCUCUGCAUGGAAACCACCCCCUCUUUAGCAUGCGCCAACAAAUGUGUCUUCUGCUGGAGACAUCAUACUAAUCCUGUUGGUACAGAGUGGAGAUGGAAGGUCGAUGACCCAGAGUUCAUUUUGGAAGGCGCAUUGGAAAACCACUAUGGAAUGCUAAAGCAGCUCAAGGGCGUUCCUGGUGUCCGCGCUGACCGUUUUGUUGAGGCCACUCAGGUCAAGCACUGCGCCCUGUCUUUAGUUGGCGAGCCUAUUUUCUACCCCCAUAUCAAUGAAUUCGUCAAGUUGCUACACAAGAAGCGCAUUUCAUCGUUCCUGGUGACAAACGCUCAGUUCCCCGAUGCUAUUGCUAGUAUGGACCCAGUAACCCAGUUGUAUGUCAGUGUCGAUGCCUCUACAAAAGAAUCGCUGAAGAAAAUUGACCGGCCUCUAUUCCGUGACUUUUGGGAACGAUUCCUCGACAGUUUGGAUGCUCUGGGCAGGAAGGGUCAGCGUACAGUCUACAGAUUGACGCUGGUCAAGGAUUUCAAUACGGAUGAAAUUGCCAACUAUGUUGAGCUGAUCCGUCGUGGUCAGCCUGAUUUCAUUGAGAUCAAGGGAGUAACUUAUUGUGGUUAUGGAGGUGCAUCUGGUUUGACAAUGGCUAAUGUUCCCUAUCAUACAGAAGUUGUUCGGUUUGUGGAGCUGAUUCAAGAGCAAUUGGGCGCUGGUUAUGAGAUUGCGGCAGAGCACGCUCAUUCUUGUUCUAUAUUGGUCGCCUCGACCAAAUUCAAAAAGGAUGGAAAGUGGUAUACACAUAUCGACUAUGACAAAUUCUUUGAUUUGGUCGAGUCUGGGGAAAAGUUCACCAGUCUGGAUUACAUGGCAGAAACACCAUCAUGGGCAUAUUUUGGUGCACCAGAAGGAGGCUUUGAUCCUGAAGAGACGCGAUAUUUCAGAAAGUCAAAAGAACAACGCAAGGCUGAGAGAGAGCGUCAGCAAGAAGUAGAAAUGCAAGCUUAGUUAGCGUCAUAUAAUUGCCCAUUAAACAAUAUCUUGUAGCUGUA